This is a messenger RNA of Stegodyphus dumicola, 5251 nucleotides long. RefSeq lists its product as uncharacterized. The record is from RefSeq and is a predicted model, not a curated record. NCBI's taxonomy places the organism in Eukaryota, Metazoa, Arthropoda, Arachnida, Araneae, Eresidae.
AUGACUGCUAACAAGGCUCAGAAGAAAUAGGAAGCGGAUAUGACUGCUUCAAGAAAACAGGAGAGAAAUUUCUGCUGACACUGGUGUGCUGUUUGUUGUUAGCAAACUUUGGAGACUUUUAAAUACACCUGAAAAGUAAAUCUAAAAUCUAUUGGUGCUGUUGAGGAUCGCUGUUCUGAGGCGCUAAAAGAGGGUCUGGAAAGAUGAAAUUGUACGUCUUUGCUGUCCUGUUGUGGGUUGGUGUCUUUGCAACCGAAAUGAGGGAACGGAAUGAAAAGGUGAAUAUUAGGUCCAAUUCUAUCGAGAAUAAGAAAUUACGAACUGUAUCACACCAUAACGAGGAGUCACCGUUUCCUCGACAUCUGGACAUCAACUCCUUGAGAAAUAUGCCUCUAAUUGUUCUGCAGCCAAACACUCCUAUACGUUUCCAGCUCCUACCCGGAGACAACUUAUCUAACUUGCAGAAAUCUUUGAAUCCUAACAGAAUUAUGGAACUUUUGAAAUCUGCAACAUCCAGUUUGCCAACAAGCGUAUCCAAUCCACUCCCGAGACAGACCAGAAGACAAAACAGAAAUAUGAAUCUGGCAGCAAAUCACCCAUAUCAAACAACUGUGACGUUACCUUCCAACAAUCAUCAAAGCUUCUCCCACAGAUUUCAGAAAAUACCUGUGAACCAAGAACCAAGAUCUCUCCUUAGUCCUUCAACAGAUGGUUGGUUUCACAGAUUCAAAAACUCGUUUUCCAAUGCUUUACCAUUAAAUAAACCCCAGCAUGCGAAUUUUUUUCACACGGCAAUGCCGUCGACUAAUACCCCAGUUUUUUAUCCAUUCACAAAUCCGCUUAAUGGGGCACUGAAUCAUUACCCAGGUGUAAAUCAACAGAUUCAAUCACAUCAUUUUGGAAAUAUCAGGAGACCCUUCCAACCCCCAAUUAUGGAUUUUUCGAGUGCUGCAUCUUAUGUUCACCCAACUAGAAUAUUUUAUGGAAAUCGCCCCGCGUUUAAUCCGUUUAGGCAUAAUGUAAUACCUCAACAAUAUUUUGGGGGUAAUAUAGCGAUUCCACAUUUAAAUCCCAUUCGCCAUCGAAUUCCACAUCCUAUGCAUUACAACUUUGCCCGGUACGUUUCUUCUGUUCCACGACACAAGCCUCUGUUUAAUAACGUUGAAGGUCUUCAAGCUGCCAGCUUAGAAAUUAGCAAUGCUUUUGCUGAUUUCGCAGAUUCCCCAGAACACGGACCUGAAGUUAAUCAGCGGUUUGGAUCCGUUGGACAUUCCAUCAAUAACUUUUUGAAAAUGAUGGGUCUUGGAGCAUCUGAUGGAUUUACUAUGGAUGAUGGUGGUGGAUUUGGAGGAGGUGCAGACUUAGCAGCUAUGGAUUCUGUUCCGCGAGCAAGAUCUUUGGAUUUUUAUCCAGGUUACGGCAAUCAGGCUCAUUUAGAUGACAUAGAAGAUUUUCCGAUUUUUCACGAAGACAUCACCGAACAAUUUAAAAUUAAAAUGAACUUAACCAAUACCACAUCAAGCAUAAGUCUGAAGAAAGAAGAUGAGAAGAAAACAAAUGAUAUGAAGAAAGUACCACUCAUGACAGUAAAGCCCGGAAUGGAAGACGAAAUGAAAAAGAAACCCGAAGUAAGUGCUAAAGAUCAUAAAAACAUGAAAUCUUCUAGUGAUAAGGAAAUCUUAAAAGAUGUGAAAAUAUCUACAAUGGGAAAUACAUCAUAUGCUCCUGCAUUACCGUUAGGAACAAUUAGACCCGAAAAAUCCCAUACGGCGAAUAAGGAUAAUAAGAUAAAUGAAACCCAAGGGCCAAAGCAAUCGAGUAUAAAUUCAGAAAAGCCAACUGUUAAUUAUAAAGUGCCCCUAAUGCAUCCAACAGUCGCACCUCAGGAUCGAAAGCUUCCGAUUGCAAUUUACCGGAAUUUCCAAACAAAACCCAAGCCCGAUGCUUCACGAAAAUCACCAAAACAACCUUCCUAUGCACCAGCUCAGUCGCUUCCUCAUCCACCAGAAACCGAGGCUGAUCCAAAUAAGCUAGUUGAUGACGAUGUUGGUCGUUUGUGGCUUCCAGUAACCAGUAGUCAUGGAUAUGUAGAAAAACGACCUUUGCCAGUCAUCAGUACUAAUGAAAAUUCAAAUCAACCAGCUGGUUUGAGGGUAUUACAAACGGUUCUGAGGAAACUUCCUUAACGCGAUUUGUCGCAAAUAUAACCCAGUUUGUAUUUAUUUGAUGAAAUUACAUGCGGGAAACGUGCAAUUUUGUCCUCUACUUAAAUUUAAGAAUGCUAUUAUCAGCUCACUGAAGUAUAUUAAGGAAACUAUUUUAUGAAAUAUUCAAUGUCCAGUGAAAUCGUACACAAUAAUUAAAAACUUUAAUACUUUAUACUUCUUUUCCAUUGGCCAUUGUAUGUCAAUAGAAAUAGUUUGUAUUUUAAAUUAAACGCUUGAUAGUUGAGAAUUAAAAAAAUAAUAUAUACAUCAUGCAGCUGGCACUAAACAAGAUAGACAAGAAUUCGGUGUACUUCAUAUCAGUGACAAGACUCAUAUUAGUGUUGGGUUACGAUUCCCCAAAAAAUCUGAUGUGUAGAUAGAUACAUGUAAUCGCAUGCUUCUUCAUUUUUUUAUUGUAUAUGAAAUAUUUUUGCAAUAGUUUUACCUGUACCCAAAUUUCAGAGAAUGGAACAUGAAAGGGAAAAAAAUCUGGAAUGAUUUCUUUUAUAAUUAUUAGCUAUGAUGUCUUUAAAACGGCUGUAAUUGGGGUUAAUAAAUCCAUAUAGAAGAUUAAUAGUAGACAUAUUUUCAUGUACGAAAGAAAAUGUCUGUAGAGCUGGAAUGAAAAAAGACUACUGAUAAUUGUAAUUACAAAGAAACUAAGAUACUAUCUGAAAACCGAAUAAACCGAUAAUUCCUCAGAAUUGUUCAGAUUUUGUGGUGUCUGGUAGAAACAUUCAUUGUGUAACACUCUUUCUUGUGCGAUUUUUGGAUUUUAUUUAAUGUCAAACAGUAAAGGAAUGCUUUCACAAUAUGGCGUUGUGACAAAGUCGUGUGCCUCAAAUAGUCGUGACAGCUGAGAAGUUUGGCAUUUUACUAUUAGCAGAAAGCAUCUAUUAUUAGUUUCUACUAUUAAAAGACUUUGAGUGGACUUAUGUAAAUUUAGUUUCCCUAAUAACUCGCUAGACAGUGGAUCUUAAAACUGCUGUCAGAGCGAAUUACCUUUAUUUCAACAUGCUUUGCUUCGUAAGAAAAAAAGAUGGUUUUUGGUAGUGAAUCUACCAAGUAAAUCUUCUGAUUGAGUAGGAAUCAUGGCUGCGAAGUGCACAAAUUUUAGCGAGCAGCAAAUUUAUGAUCGUAAAAUGUUAGUUACUGCUAGUUAGGAAAAAACACAGGAUUUUUUUGCUGUGCCAUACACUUUUUACAUUAUUUCUAUCCCUCCAUACACAAUUAAUUAAAAAAAUCUGUCUUACUGAGAGUUCUACAGGUUUAUUGCAAAUCAGACAGUUUUUACCAUUCAGGUAGAUAUAUCAAUCAAAAUGAGGACUCCAUUUUCAGAGAAAUGAAAUCAAACCGUUCUAAACUAGUAUAAGAAGGCAACUUUACAGCAAAAAAUUUGUUAAAGUUUACUGCCUUUCAGAAAUAAAUAAUUAAUAAGGCAAUGCCCCUAUACAUCAUUAUACUUUGAUAGGAAUUGUUACAAUUCUCUUAUACAUCAUUCUACUUUGGUGGGAGUUGUUACAAUUCUCUUAACAGUUUUACAGAUAUUUUGUUUUGGCAAACGCUAUUAUAUAAUUCCGAGGUUUAGUAAGAAUAAAGCUACAUUUGUAUUCCGGAAUAUAUUUUGAGCUUCAUAAAACGCAUAUUUCAUUUUGGACAUUAUGUUAUUAAAUAAAUGUAGAAAAGAAGACAAUUCUUUUCCAGAGCAAUCAGCUUAUUUAAGAUAGCAUACGAAUGUAUCCAUAUGUAAUCAGCAUGAAUAUGAAUAUCGUCAAUCGAUUUCAGUUUUUUUACUUGAAAACGAUAUACAGUAUUUAGUGUAAUCUUCAGUUGGAGAUACUCGGAUAAUUUGGGUACUUGGAGACAUUUGUAAAAUUUAGAUGAUAAGUUUUCUCAUUUAAUUUUGAAGCAAGUUACCGUAUUCUAUUUAUUACCGUUUUAUAACUACUGCCAAAUAAAUAUUUUGCCAAAAGACGCCAGACUUGUAGUUACUCCAAGUGAAGAUUUAUCAGCAUUAAGUAAUUGCUGUGGUUGUGAUUUCUUAUUUGAAGUAGUAUAUAUCAAGUGUUUGUUAUGUCGUUUAUUUAUAAUUUGAUACGCGUUGAGAAUUUUAUAAUAAGCAGUAUUUUUGUCUUGCAAGAGUCUCUUUUGAAGUAAUGUGUAUAUUUGUUAUAUUUGCAACAUUUAAUUUAUCAUAUUUUAUGUCUUUUCUCAUUUUUAUAUCUAAUCUCAAGAAGUUUUUUUAAUUUUUAUUUUUACAUUAGACAUGCAUAUAUAAGUAUAUACGCAUGUGCAUUACACACAUGUAUAAUAUAUAUAUAUUUGCUGGUUUGAUUUAUAUAUGUAUUAGAUGUAAUGUAGUAUGUGCAUGAAGUUUACGUCCCAUUAUUUUUCAAAAAUAUCAAAAAAAAAAAAAAAAAAAAAAGGGAAGGAGAUGCUGUGUUUGAAAUAACAGAUUUUGAAGAUCAUGUUUCUAAAAUGUUCAUUUAAUGUUCAUCAUAAAAACAUUAAUGCUUCAUCACUUUUGAUACUUAUGCUUAAAAAUGAUAAAAUCAACCUCAGAUACCUAAAUGGAUAUUAAAAAAAAAUGUGCUUUUUAAUUUUUUAAUGUUCUUGACAUACCAAAUUUGAAAAAAUUAUUUGUUUCUUGUUAUAAUUUCUAGAGUAAUUCAAGAUUUUGUUGAUAUGUAAAUUAACUGCAUAAUAUACACUAAAUACAGUAGAACUCUAAAUAGUCAAAACAACUGAAAUAAUGGGCCAUUCGAAUUAAAAAAAAUUCUGAAAAGAGAGCUUUUUUUUCUGCAGGCCAAUUAUCACUCUAAAACUUUAUUUAAAGAAGAAUUAAAGAAGAAGAGCAAAAUUUCCUUCUUAAAUAGAAAGUUAAAAAGAAUUUUUGUUAUUACGCUUAUGACAUUUUACGAGCAUUUCAAAAAUAUUUUACAUUCAGUGUAUUUUCAUUUCGAUAAAAUAAAUUACGAAACUCGAUCUGUUUUGAUAAAAUUAAGAAAUCAAGUUUCAAUAAUUCGCUUAAAAUUAAAACUCAU